GUUGCCCGAGUUCUUUGUCGAGAGUUUCGAGCAUCGCCGUAGCCUGGCAAGAUAUAGUGGGGACGUUUAUGUGAGAGAAGAGUGGUGAUUUUACGUGGCCAUCACAUACACUUCACUCACCUAAGGCUGAAAAUGCAAAGCUGUGCAAAAUCCUGGGGUCUCAUCUCCAGGUCGGUGAAGACGCAUAUGCCUUGCAGGAACCUGCGCUACAAAAGCCGCUAUUUGGCGAAAGAGCCUUUUGGGAAUAAAAAUGUUUUUAUGACCGUCCGGGGUUUUAGAAGUUCAGCCGUUCUUGACUCCAGGCGGAUCGAGUCAAUUCUGCCCCGGCAUGAUGAUUUUUCCGAAAGGCACAUUGGACCAGGUGACAAAGAGAAGCGCGAGAUGCUUGAUUCUCUCGGUCUUAAGACAGUUGAUGAAUUGAUUGAAAAAACUCUUCCUUCCUCUAUUCGUUUGCAAAGAAGCCUGAAAAUGGAUGACCCCGUCUGUGAGAAUGAAAUUCUGGAAUCUCUCCAAAAAAUUUCAAGCAAAAACAAGCUUUGGCGUUCUUACAUUGGGAUGGGUUAUUACAAUUGUUCCGUGCCACCGGCCAUACAGAGAAACCUACUGGAGAACUCUGGAUGGGUGACCCAGUAUACCCCAUACCAGCCAGAGGUGGCCCAAGGGCGCCUGGAGAGCCUACUGAACUACCAGACAAUGGUGUGUGACCUCACUGGCCUGGCAGUAGCUAACGCUUCGCUCUUGGAUGAAGGCACGGCGGCUGCAGAAGCCAUGCAGCUCUGCCACAGGCAGAAUAAAAGAAGAACAUUUUACAUUGACCCUCGCUGCCAUCCUCAAACUAUUGCUGUGGUGCAGACCAGAGCCAACUACAUUGGAGUGAAGACGGUGCUGAAGAUGCCUCAUGAGAUGGACUUCAGUGGAAGGGAUGUGAGCGGCGUGCUGUUCCAGUACCCCGACACAGAAGGCCGCGUGGAGAACUUCACGGGACUGGUUGACCAGGCCCACAAAGCUGGGGCACUGGCCUGCUGUGCCACCGACCUGCUGGCCCUGUGCGUCCUACGCCCGCCCGGCGAGUUCGGGGUGGACAUCGCCCUCGGCAGCUCCCAGAGGUUCGGCGUGCCUCUCUGCUACGGCGGCCCGCAUGCCGCUUUCUUCGCGGUGAAGGAGAGCCUGGUGCGCAUGAUCCCUGGGCGGAUGGUGGGGGUUACGCGAGAUGCAGCUGGUAAGGAGGUAUACCGACUUGCUCUUCAGACCAGGGAGCAACACAUCCGCAGGGACAAGGCCACAAGUAACAUCUGCACUGCUCAGGCUCUCUUAGCCAACAUGGCCGCCAUGUUCGCCGUUUACCACGGACCUCAAGGCUUGAAGCACAUCGCUCAGAGGACACACGGCGCUGCCCUGAUUCUCGCAGAGGGCUUGAAGAGAGCGGGCCACAAGCUCCAACAUGAGAUGUUCUUCGACACCCUGAAGAUCCACUGCAGUGUGGCUGCCAAGGAUAUCUUGGAGAGAGCUGUUCAAAGGCAGAUCAACUUGCGCGUUUAUAGCGAAGGAGUGUUGGGGGUGUCUCUAGAUGAAACGGUGACUGAGAGAGACUUGGACGAUCUGCUUUGGGUGUUUGGAUGUGAAUCCUCUGCUGAGCUCAUCGCUGAGAAAAUGAGUGACCGGAACAAAGGGAUCCUGGGAACCCCAUUUAAAAGGACCAGCAAGUUUCUCUCACACACAGUGUUUAACAGUUACCAUUCAGAAACAAACCUCAUUCGUUACAUGAAGCGUCUUGAAAACAAAGACCUUUCCCUGGUUCACAGCAUGAUACCCUUGGGCUCCUGCACAAUGAAGCUGAACAGCUCAUCUGAGCUCAUGCCAAUCACAUGGAAGGAGUUUGCAAACGUUCACCCCUUUGUGCCCCUGGACCAAGCAGAGGGCUACCAACAGCUCUUCAGGCAGCUGGAGAAGGAUUUGUGUGAAAUCACUGGAUAUGACAAGAUCUCUUUUCAGCCCAACAGCGGUGCGCAGGGCGAGUACGCUGGCCUUGCGGCCAUAAAAGCCUAUCUGAACGCCGAAGGAGAGACUCAUCGGACGGUUUGUCUGAUUCCCAAAUCAGCCCAUGGGACUAACCCUGCUAGUGCCCAGAUGGCAGGAUUGAAGGUCCAGGUGGUGGAGGUGGAUCGAGAUGGAAACAUCGACAUUGCACAUCUGAAGGCUAUGGUGGAUAAGCACAAGGCCAAUCUGGCUGCCAUCAUGAUCACAUACCCCUCAACUAACGGUGUUUUUGAAGAGAACAUUGGUGAGGUGUGUGACCUCAUUCACCAUCAUGGAGGUCAGGUGUACCUGGAUGGGGCCAACAUGAAUGCACAGGUAGGGUUGUGUCGACCUGGCGAUUAUGGAUCUGAUGUCUCCCACCUGAAUCUCCACAAAACCUUCUGCAUCCCCCAUGGAGGUGGAGGCCCAGGGAUGGGUCCCAUUGGCGUGAAGCAGCACCUGGCUCCAUUCUUGCCCAGUCAUCCAGUGGUCACCUUGAAGUCCGACAACGCCGUCACCUCCCUGGGUACCAUCAGCGCAGCUCCUUGGGGGUCCAGUGCCAUCCUGCCCAUCUCCUGGGCCUACAUCAAGAUGAUGGGUGCCAAAGGCCUGAAGCAUGCGACGGAAGUGGCCAUCCUGAAUGCCAACUACAUGGCCAAACGGCUGGAGAGCAACUACAAAAUACUCUUCAGGGGAGCGAGAGGAUUUGUCGCCCAUGAGUUCAUCCUGGAUGUGAGACCUUUUAAAAAGACGGCCAACAUUGAGGCAGUGGAUGUAGCGAAGAGGCUGCAGGAUUAUGGUUUCCAUGCCCCCACCAUGUCAUGGCCAGUAGCUGGGACCCUGAUGAUCGAGCCUACGGAGUCUGAGGAUAAGGCGGAGCUGGACCGCUUCUGUGACUCCUUGCUGGCGAUUAGGCAGGAGAUAGCGGACAUAGAGGACGGCAGGAUGGACUCGCGUAUCAAUCCACUGAAGAUGGCACCACAUUCCCUGGCCUGUGUAUCAUCCACAAAAUGGGACCGGCCGUACACACGCGAAUGUGCCGCCUUCCCCUUGCCUUUCGUGAAGCCAGAAUCCAAGUUCUGGCCGUCGAUCGCCAGGAUUGAUGACAUUUACGGCGACCAGCACCUAGUGUGCACCUGCCCCCCCAUGGACGUUUAUGAGUCUCCCUUUGAGAAGAAGAGGGCGUCCUCGUGACGGCAGGAUUGAUAGGGUGGUCGCUCAUCUCAAAGCUCGGAGUAGUCUGAAUUCUCCGGGCCUCUCGCCACUUAUCUCGCUCUCCCACAAAGUUUGCAGUGGGUAGCCAAGAUUUACAUUCCAUAUUGUACAAAUAAUUGCCUUCGCUUCACAAAACUAAACUAGAAUCAAUAGGUUGUAUUUUUUUUUUUUUUACGCGUUUGUUUGUAUAGAAUUUUAUAUUUCUUUGUCUUAAUUGCUUAACUCUUGCAGGGCUAUUUUCUAACUUAAGUAAUCUGUGACUAAAUAAAUGUUUUAAGGUUU
This is a messenger RNA of Brienomyrus brachyistius, 3513 nucleotides long. RefSeq names its product glycine dehydrogenase (decarboxylating) (gene gldc). Gene Ontology annotation, molecular function: lyase activity; glycine binding; pyridoxal phosphate binding. The transcript has 25 exons. Gene Ontology annotation, cellular component: glycine cleavage complex; mitochondrion. Gene Ontology annotation, biological process: glycine decarboxylation via glycine cleavage system. Bases 133 to 3210 code for a protein of 1025 amino acids. Lineage: Eukaryota; Metazoa; Chordata; Actinopteri; Osteoglossiformes; Mormyridae. The record is from RefSeq and is a predicted model, not a curated record.